Messenger RNA from Parnassius mnemosyne (clouded apollo), 222 nucleotides. The record is from the annotation of a GenBank genome assembly. NCBI's taxonomy places the organism in Eukaryota, Metazoa, Arthropoda, Insecta, Lepidoptera, Papilionidae.
AUGGCUAAGUCUAAGAACCAUACGAAUCAUAACCAAAAUCGCAAAGCUCAUCGAAAUGGUAUCAAAAAACCUAAGAAGUUCAGGCAUGAAUCUACCCUUGGGAUGGACCCCAAAUUCUUGAGGAAUCAACGGUUUUGCAAAAAGGGGAACCUGAAACCUGCCAAACAGCUUGCACGUGCUGCCGAGAAAAAAGCAGCUCGGGAAGCUAAGACUAAAAAAUGA